GCUGACUGCAGUCGGAUGUUGACAGGCCUGCUGUAGAGCUGUGGCUGUUGCCGCUAUCACGUUUCCAGUAACGUCAGUCUCCACAUCUUGCUAGAACUUUCCUGCUAUUCUAGAAACAGUGUCUACAUCAACAGCAAAUCCAUGGCGGCUGAACGCAGCUUCCCGGACAGCUUCAUUGACGAAGAUCCACAGAAAGCCCUGGAGGCACUGAAUGAGGCCUUGCAAGGACACUCUGACAACGCUGAGUGGUUUUGCCAGCGUGCCUAUGCUCACACACUUCUCAAAAACUACAGUUGUGCCGUUGAUGAUGCCAAAAAAGCACAGCAGCUACAACCUAGUCUUCCCCUUGCUUUCAUGCGAACAGGAAUAGCAGAAUACCACCUUCACCACUAUGAGUCAGCACAUGCAGCUUUCAUUCAGGGACACCAACUGGAUGUUUCUGACAAAUCAUUUGAGAUCUGGAUAAAGCGGUGUGAGGAGAUGAUGGGAGAGCAGAAACAGAUCGGCGUCAGCGACAGGCAGACACCAGCAGCUCCGUUAGUUAGACACGAUUGGUACCAAACAGAAUCUCAAAUCAUUGUCACAGUCAUGGCGAAAAACGUACCCAAGGAUGGUGUGUGUGUCAGCUUCAUGGAAAAAGAGGUCUCUGCCAAGAUACAGUUGGCAUCAGGGGAGGACUUCAUCCUCCACCUCAACCUCCUGCACCCCAUCGUCCCUCAGCAGAGCAGCUUCAAGAUCCUCAGCACUAAGGUGGAGUUCAAGAUGAAGAAGACAGAUGCCAUCAGAUGGGAGAAGCUGGAGGGAGAGGGACAGGAGUCCAACAUCAAACACUUCGAUCCUAAUCAGUACCCAUCAUCAUCCCACUACACCCGCAAAUGGGACAAGAUGGUGGUGGACAUCAGUGAAGAGGAGAAAAACGAAAAGCUGGAGGGAGACGCAGCGCUCAACAAACUCUUCCAGCAGAUCUACUGUGAUGGCUCAGACGAGGUCAAGCGAGCCAUGAACAAGUCUUUUAUGGAGUCAGGUGGUACAGUCCUGAGCACCAACUGGAAAGACGUGGGCAAAAGAAAAGUGGAGAUGAGCCCACCGGACGAUGUGGAGUUCAAGAAGUACUGAGCACGUGUUCACUCGCUCUCUCUGUUGGACAUCAUCUUGCUUCUCAUUUGUUCAUCUGAACUCCAGCGGGAGUCCUCGUUGCUUUGCGGUCUCCGUGGCCAUCCACUUCCUCUUCUUCCCAGCCACUCAGUUGUCCUGUUGCUCUGGUGUUCUCACUAAGUGCAGGGAGCCUCAGUGUUCCCACUUUUCAUUCGACCAAACCACUCAUGGCCUACUCUCUGCAAUAACUUACCGCCAGAUGAGGUCAGUUAAUUUGAAUAAUCUGUUGAACGGAAUCGGUUAUCUGAUUUUUAUAGGCCCGUGGACUCGAAAGGGAUUAAAAAGUGACUGACAGACCUGAAAUGCUCCACUUUAGCUUUCAGAUCUGGUUUCAGAGCAUCAUUCUUCUUUUCUCUCCUCUGCUUCUCCUGGUUUUCUCUAAACGCCCACAGCCUUUCUAUUUGGGAGCCUUUUAUGACUUCCCUAUUAUCAGCACUUGUAUAAAAAUGUAAAGUUGUUAAAAAUGACAACCGAGUGAGAUGUUUGAAUAACAACUGUGAUUGCAUUUCUUGUCUCAUGCAAUUUUUUUCUGUACUCUCAGUAAAAAGUCAGCAGCACUUCUCAGCAAUCUUGACCUGUCUGGAGUCUGUGUGACAUGUCAGCCAGUGGCUUAGCACUGGUUUCCCUCAGUGUGAUUCAAGCUUCAGUGUAAAUAAAAGGUUUGAUGUUUGGCUCACAAA
Molecule: messenger RNA, 1835 nt
Organism: Scatophagus argus
Lineage: Eukaryota; Metazoa; Chordata; Actinopteri; Scatophagidae
Gene: sugt1
Product: SGT1 homolog, MIS12 kinetochore complex assembly cochaperone
Exons: 13
Coding region: 142-1116 (324 amino acids)
Biological process (GO): protein stabilization
Molecular function (GO): protein-folding chaperone binding
Source: RefSeq, a predicted model, not a curated record